UCUAUUUCUCCAUGGCGCUGAGAGUAGUGUUACGCAAAAUUGUCGUCUGCUGGUUACGCCCACAUUACGCCGACACUUAUACUUGUUUAUGAGAUUGUCAAACAAGUCUGAAGAUGCAGAGUGACAGCGGCGGGUCUGUCGUGUGAUCGACCUUGAUUCGUCCUUGUGAAUACGACACGGCGGGACCCUCGGACGUAUCAAAGGGAGGAACAUCUCUCGACUCGAAGUGGGGAAUAUACACGACUUUGUCUCCGUACCGCUUUUCCUCCGGGUUCGUUUACCGGAGGUCAAGUUCAACCAAGAUAACAGCAGGCCACCAAACUGUCAGAAAGUUCGUCGGUCAGUCAUUGUCUCGUCGGGUAUUCACCUGCUGAAGGUGGAAAUCUGGUGGUGCUGUAUCAGAGAAAUGACAGUCCAAAGCGAGCACACUACUGAACCUAUGACUGUCUUCUGGUGCGUUACGUAGUUUAGUCUGGCAGAAAUUCAUCUACGUUUCCGAGAGUGUUACUGGCUCCAACAUCGUCCUACCGGAAUACACUCACAACAUCCCAGAAGACAGCCAUCUUAAUAAUCGCCGCCGUGAGAACCUGAAAUCGCCUCCGGGAGCGGUACGGACCAGAUGACCACCGAGCGCCAAGCCUGCGGUCUUGGUUCCUUUCUUCCCAUGAGUUGCCGUGGUAGAGCCGAGGCUUUUGCCCGUCGCCUUCAAAGUCGCCUACAAUCUCUAGGUCGCGCUGGUUCCAGAGACGGCGCCUCCUCUCCAGCCGACGAAAACAGUUGGUUGACAGGACAGCUCGAGGUCACCAGCCACCAACCUCGCCUGAGUUCUUCCUCCGAGUCCGACAUUUAUUUUGACUUCGACCUUGACUGCGAGAGUCCUGGAAGUCCAAUUGAAGAACCUGCACACUCAGAAAUUCUUCAAGAUUACGCUGUGAACAAAAGCCGAGCCUUCCACUGUCCACCAAAGACACAAUACUCUUCUGAAUCUGGCUGUGUGUCAUCAUCCACAGUAACCGGCACAUCACCAGACAGUGAUAGUUCAGAUGGGCUUUAUUAUGACCCGGAGAAUUUAGAUUCAGAGGUUGCCAGCAACCAUCAGAAUCGUAAACACGAGUUCAAGCAUGAUUCAUCUCAGGAGAUUGGUACAGGGGAAUACAGUCAUAAUAGAGUUCCACACACAGAAACCAACCUAAAUGUUACGAUGAAUGGUCACAUUCUGGGUCUGAAACAAGAGUCCUCAAGCCCAGAUGAAGAACACAGGCGUGUUGGAAAACGCAAUUUUAGGAACGCAGCUGGUUUCAGAGUCAGUAGAAGAGACAAACCAUUACUAGUACCGAGUGAAAGUGAUAUGAAACCAAUCUCCAUGAAUGAUUUGGGUUCCUUAUCCAGUGAAGGUUCUAUUGCUGAUGAAUAUUUUGAGUGCAUAUCGUCCAAACCAGAAGAGUGUUUGUCUGACUAUUUGAAGUGUUCACAUGAUAGUGGAUACCCAAACACAGCAGAGUCUUCCAGGUGCAAUUCACAAAAUGAAAGCCAUGAAAAUGAAACAAAUGAUUGUGGCUCGCAUCAAGAUAAAGAAUGCAGCUCUGUUCAAAACUGUUAUGUGUCAAAUGGAACUUCGGACUCUCUCCCUCAAAGGCCUAACGAAAUUUCUUCGGAGACUGAACAUUCUCAGAUAUUGUCUCAUCCUGAUAUUCCUAAAAUGCCCAAUAGCAAUGAACCUCGAUCCACAGUAUCCAGCGAUGAUGAAGUCAAGUCUGAUAUGGAAUCUCUCAAUGCAAGAUCCACAGAUUUUCCUGGGAACUCAAAUGAUGAUUGUAGCAGUUCCCUGUCAGAAUCUUUGUACACCUCAACCCUUAUCCGGCCUAGCAAACUUACCAUCGAAUGCCCAAUUGAUCUCGUAAAAUUUGAUAUAUCGGAACACAAGGAAUCCACAGAACCAUCAGAUAAGAAGAUGGAUGACGAUGACGAUGACGACGAUGUAAACAGACCAACUCCUCGAGUUCGGCGCUGUUCCUCCCUCAAGUCAGGGAAGACCCCUCCAGGCACACCGGGACGCAAGAAGAUCGUUCGGUUUGCAGACGUACUGGGUCUGGAUCUUGCCGAUGUCCGAACUUUCUUAGAUGAGAUUCCCAAAGUCCCACGUUCGGCCUAUGAAGAUCUUCAGUGUGCUGAAUUGUCAGACAAUGCUGCUUCAUCACUGAGAGAUGGGAUUUUGAGUGACGUUCUGGUGCCAGUAUGUAUGAGUGGGGCCAUGAAACCAGACCGUUGUCUGAUUCCUUUGUUUCAGCAACCAGGAGGACAGCUUGACUUCAUGGACCGUGUCAGAGACGAUUUUGUCUGUCUGGAGAACGCUGUGGUCACUGAUCCUGUCUCGUAUUGCAUUUCAGGGACUGUCAGAGUGCGAAAUCUGGACUUUCACAAGAGUGUUCACGUAAGGUAUACUUUAGAUGGAUGGAAGACAUUCGCUGAUCUGCAAGCCACGUAUGGUACAAACUCUUGUGAUGGUUUCUCUGACAAGUUUAGCUUUAUCUUGUACGCUCAUACAGUUCAAGUAGGGCAGCGCCUGGAAUUUGCCAUAAGGUUUCAAUGUAGAGGUGGGCAGUACUGGGACAGCAACCGGGGCGCGAACUAUGCUUUCCAGGGUCUGCCGUCUGCUGAUCAUACUUCCUAUCUGGCCCUGACCAUGCCAAUGCCCAUGCCCAUGUCUGUCAGUCCAGACGAUAAUAUUUCCUCCUCCUUCUACUAAACAGCAAUACAUUUAACCCUCAUAGUGCCAGUAUCCAUUAAAUGGACUGUAAAAUGUUGCUUAAAAUGUACAAAUUUAUUAGAUCGAUCGUCAAAGUCAGAUAUAUCGACCAUUUUAUAUUACUACACGCAACUAUACAUGAGGGAAAAAGCGAAAUCUACAACAGCUGCUGUGGUGAAUUUAAGUGUUUAAUUCUUGAAUAGUUCAAAAUUAAUACAUUCAAUUAAAGUGAACAUUUUAAAGCAGAUUAAAAUUCUGUGUAAAGUCUACAAUGUUGGAGGCUGGCACUGAAGGGGUAGAAAAACUUAACCACGGCUAUUUCGAUGGUAUUAUUGGAGAUUUCGAGUGAUAGACGCAAAGUGGUACAUGCUCAACUUGUUAAAUGCCAUUUGUACGGCUUUCUGGGACGGUUAAUUUUGAGGAUGGCAAUUUUGUUUGCUGUUUAUAAUUUUCAAUUGGAGCUGUUUCAUAUUUUAAGCACGAUCCAUGUUGCUGUGGUGAAUACUUUGCCAUAUCUUGUUUCUAACUUCUUCUCAAAUGACCUGGUUAUUCGGGACUUAACACAGUUAAUGUCAAAUCGUAAUUCAUUUUAAAAGAAAGUUAAUCAAUUUCUUGUCGCCCAUUAGAAAGUUCCAAAAUUUAAUCUUACACUUCGGACAGGCUUACUACUUACCUUCAUACGUAAUCGAGGUUAAGAAUGUAUGGAACCAUGGCGUCUUCUUUCGGGUGUGGAAUGUCCUCUUACAUACACCUGGAAAAUGAAAUUGUUUUUCGUUCCACAGCUUGUUGCAUGACCGUGUAGGUAUUUGCAGCCAGAGAUAAAGUUUGUGAACUCAAUAUAAUUAUUUGUUUCUCCAUUCUUUUUCUGAACGAGUUAACCGCGGCGGCACCUAAAGAAUGAAUUAUUAUAAAAUGGUACAAUGGAGAUGCUGGAAACCUUUGGUGUCGACAAGUUGUGGUUAAGUUUUUUUAAAAUUAAAUAAAAGCUACGUAAUACUGUACACAUAACGAUAUUUUAUAGGUACUUUUAACUAUAUUGUGUGUACGUAUAUUUCUGUAUUCUUAUUUCUACGUUCUCGUGUUUGUAUAGUGAUAAAGAAUAUAACAAUUAUACUACAAAAAUCAAUAUUUUAAAAAGUAUUGUCAAGAGAUACUUCUUUAUUUUUAAGAGAUUAAAUCUGUUUCUUGAAGUAGGAUAAUGCAAACCCUGUUUUAGAUUUUCUGUGUUAUCAACAGUGUUAUCAAAAUUUGGAUAUAUUUAUCGUAAAGGUCUCGUGUUGUAUUAUCAACGUCAUUACAACCCUCAGUUUCAUUGGUUCUCGUCGUCGGAGCUUUUUAAAUUAUAUACCAGUAAUAAGACGUGUCAUCUAAUAGUAACAGAGACUCUUGUAAUUCGGUAUCUAUACACCACUGAUUCAAAUACUGGGUGGAAUAAUGGCAUUUGGUGUAUUUAUGGUGUACUCGCAUUAUUAUACUUCACUUUUGAAACUUGUUCCUAUAUUACAGAUGUUUUAAAGCUUAACAGUUUAAAGACGUUGUUAAUUUUAUGGUAUACUAAUUAUUGCAUACAAUAGAGCACAAUAGUGUUAAAUUCAAAAGUUCUGAUGGGCUAAGUGAACGGAGAAGAUUUCAAAGUGAAUGAAAACUAUGGACAUACGAGAUUGUAUUAUUGUCAUAUCCUUCCAAUUUGGUAUGAAAUAUUGUGCAUCAACGUUAUGGAUGUGUUAUUAUCCAUCUAGAUUUGAAAUAAUACUAUGUAAUAGAUUUUAUCUGAAAAAGAAACUGUACUUGUGUUUAUGGAUAUUUCUCUCAGAUUGUCAUGGCACAAAUUUUACUUUAGAAUAUUGACAUUUAUGGGGGGAUGUCGGUAUAAAAAGUAAAUGAAUUCCUAGUUUAUAGUUUAAUGAAGUUUUCAGUACUGUUGAUAAUGAUGGUCAUCCUAAACGUAUUUCAGUAUUAUUGUGAAAUAUGUCGUCCAAAUGGUUCAAAAGUUAUUACAUACGUUCAGACAUAUACACGAAUAUGAUGUCGUAGAUCUUACAUUAAGCGAUUCUCUAUGAAGAGGAGACCUCUUGAGAAGCUGAUAGUCGCUUAACUGAUAAAUAAAUUCCCCAUCUUCUAUGGAA
Molecule: messenger RNA, 4872 nt
Organism: Zootermopsis nevadensis
Lineage: Eukaryota; Metazoa; Arthropoda; Insecta; Blattodea; Termopsidae
Source: RefSeq, a predicted model, not a curated record